Messenger RNA from Pichia kudriavzevii, 1077 nucleotides. RefSeq lists its product as uncharacterized. Gene Ontology annotation, biological process: regulation of peptide transport. The transcript has a single exon. Bases 1 to 1077 code for a protein of 358 amino acids. Lineage: Eukaryota; Fungi; Ascomycota; Pichiomycetes; Pichiales; Pichiaceae. The record is from RefSeq and is a predicted model, not a curated record.
AUGCCAGGACUUGUAUCCCAAACAAAACGAACGAGGGAAUGGUCAUUGGGGCUCUUCUUUCUCUGUUGCGUGGUGGUGCUCUGGGUUUUGUCCUCUUUUCUACUUAAUAAUCUGUUUGAAGAGAAAGUAUAUUCGAAACCGUUUAUCAUUACCUGGUUUAAUACUGCGUCUUUCUCUCUCUAUUUGGUGCCGUGCUAUUUCAGGUACUGGAAACCUUCUCCCAUGGAGGGGAAUCACGAUAAUCUGGUUCCCGAAACCUCUAUAGGCAUCAACAAUUAUGGAAUUGAACCACUGCCUGAAAUUAUUGAAGAAUCGGAUGACAAGCUGCAUCCUUUGACCAUCUCGGAAACUUUGAAAUUGUCCUUUUGCUUUUGUAUUCUUUGGCUAAUGUCAAACUUGCUAAACAAUGCGUCGUUGGUUUACACUUCAGUGUCUUCCCAGACAAUCCUUUCCUCAACUUCUUCGUUCUUUACCAUGUUAGUAGGUUACUUGGUUAACCAGGAAACAUUCAACAAGACCAAAAUAAUAUCCCUUGUGGGGUUGCUGGUAGGUGUCAUAUGCGUUACCUUGAAUGAUAAACCCCAAACUGCCGAUGUCACCCCAUUCCAAACAAUAUUAAUUGGUGAUGUGCUGGCUUUGUUAGGUGCUCUAUGUUAUGGUAUUUAUUCUAUAUUGCUCAAAUUAAAAGUGAAAGACGAUUCACGAAUGGACAUGAAACUAUUUUUUGGCUUCGUUGGUGUGUUCAAUACAGUACUACUCUGGCCUUCGCUGUUGUUUGUUCACUAUACAGGUAUAGAGAGGUUUCAACUACCGCCUUCUAGAAACGUGUGGUAUGUCUUACUCUUUAACUGCGCUAUUUCAUUUUUAGCCGAUUUCCUUUGGGCAAGAGCAAUGCUUCUAACUUCUCCAUUGACAGUCACUGUGGGAUUGUGUUUGACCAUACCCUUGGCUCUAAUGUGCGAUAUCAUUUUCAAAUUUAAAUUCAAUUCUCCAAUAUACUUCUUUGGUGCUUUCUUGGUCUGCUUUUCAUUUUACUGGAUAAAUAAACACGAAAAAUUAGACUCUGAAAACAGUUAA